This is a messenger RNA of Trichosurus vulpecula (common brushtail), 2304 nucleotides long. Its product is annotated as DNA topoisomerase 1-like. The transcript has a single exon. The coding region runs from base 1 to 2304 and encodes 767 amino acids. The record is from RefSeq and is a predicted model, not a curated record. Gene Ontology annotation, molecular function: DNA topoisomerase type I (single strand cut, ATP-independent) activity; DNA binding. Lineage: Eukaryota; Metazoa; Chordata; Mammalia; Diprotodontia; Phalangeridae. Gene Ontology annotation, cellular component: nucleolus; chromosome. Gene Ontology annotation, biological process: DNA replication; DNA topological change; chromosome segregation.
AUGGCUGACCAGAGCAUGGAUCAACUGCCCUAUGAUUCCCAGAUCAGUGAGAAUUUCCAAGUGAAAGCUUCUCUCAAACAUAAGGAUCAACACACAGAUACACAACACCGACACAAAAAGCUCAAGAACGAGGGAAAAGACCAGGAAAAUUCCAAGCAUGGUCAUUGUGAGCACAAAGAUUUCUCUGAGAAGAAACAGAGAGAAAAGGAGAAAACCAAACAUAAAGAUGCCAGCUCAGAGACCUGCAAAGACAAACACAAAAAUAGAGACAAGGAGAAACAAAAGGAAGAAAAGGGAAGACCAUCUGGAGAUACAAAAAUAAAGGAGAAAGAAAAUGGUUCCUCUCAUGAACCUCAUAUUAAAGAUGCCCCAUAUGAUGAAGUCAAUUUUGCUACAUCUAUAGAAGAUAUCAAGGCUUCAAAGAGACCUCGAGAGGAUGACAGUGCUGAUUUUAAACCAAAAAAAAUAAAAACUGAAGAUAUCAAAAAGGUGAAGAAGUGGAAACCAAAGGAAGGGGAGGACAAGAAAGCAAAGAAAAUGAAGGACAAAGAUGAGAAACUCCCUAAACCAGAUAAAGAGUUGAAGCAGCCAAUGAAAGAAGAGGAUCAAAAAUGGAAGUGGUGGGAGGAAGAGCGUCACCCCGAAGGCAUCAAGUGGAAAUUCCUGGAACAUAAAGGUCCAUUAUUGGCUCCACCUUAUGAGCCUUUGCCAGAAAAUGUCAACCUCUACUAUGAUGGGAAAAUCAUGAAGCUGAGUCCCAAAGCAGAAGAAGUGGCUACAUUCUUUGCCAAAAUGCUUGACCAUGAAUACACCACUAAGGAUAUCUUUAGGGAAAAUUUCUUCAAGGACUGGAGAAGGGAAAUGACAAAUGAAGAGAAAAAUAAUAUCACCAGUCUCAGCAAGUGUGACUUCAAUCAGAUAAGCCAGUAUUUCAAAGCCCAAGCAGAAGCAAGGAAGCAAAUGAGCAAGGAAGAGAAACAGAAAAUCAAUGAGGAAAAUGAAAGGCUUUUGCAAGAGUAUGGCUUCUGUGUGAUGGACAAUCACAGAGAGAGAAUUGCUAACUUCAAGAUUGAGCCUCCAGGACUUUUCAGGGGCCGUGGCAACCAUCCCAAGAUGGGAAUGUUGAAGAGGCGAAUUUUGCCGGAAGAUAUAAUAAUCAACUGUAGCAAAGAUGCUAAAGUUCCUUUUCCUCCCCCUGGACACAAGUGGAAAGAAGUUCGACAUGAUAACAAGGUUACCUGGCUGGUGUCCUGGACUGAGAAUAUCCAAGGAUCCAUCAAGUACAUUAUGCUGAACCCUAACUCACGUAUCAAGGGGGAAAAGGAUUGGCAGAAGUAUGAGACAGCCCGAAGAUUGAAGAAGUGUGUAGACAAUAUCCGGAACCAAUACCGAGAAGACUGGAUGGCCAAGGAAAUGAAAGUCCGGCAGAGGGCUGUAGCAUUAUACUUCAUUGACAGACUUGCUCUGAGAGCUGGUAAUGAGAAGGAAGAAGGGGAGACAGCUGAUACUGUGGGCUGCUGCUCCCUUCGAGUAGAGCACAUUACUUUACAUCAAGAGAUGGAUGGCCAAGAAUACAUAGUUGUGUUUGAUUUCUUAGGGAAGGAUUCCAUAAGAUACUAUAACAAGGUCCCUGUUGAGAAGAGGGUUUUUAAGAACCUUCGGCUAUUUAUGGAGAACAAGCAGCCUGAGGAUGAUCUUUUUGACAGACUCAAUACCAGCAUCCUCAAUAAAUACCUUCAAGAUCUCAUGGAUGGCUUGACUGCCAAGGUCUUCCGUACAUUCAAUGCCUCCAUCACACUACAGCAGCAGCUAAAGGAACUUACUGACCCAGAUGAAAACAUCCCAGCUAAGAUACUUUCUUAUAAUUGUGCUAACAGAGCUGUUGCAAUUCUAUGUAACCAUCAGAGGACACCUCCAAAGACUUUUGAGAAGUCCAUGCAGAACUUGCAGACUAAGAUCGAUACCAAGAAGGACCAGCUGGCUGAGGCCCAAAGAGAUCUGAAAAGUGCCCAAGCCCAGGCCAAAAUCCAAAAGGAUACCAAGUCUAAUAAGUUGGUAGAGACUAAGAAGAAGUCUAUUCAGAGGCUGGAGGAGCAAUUGAUGAAACUGGAGGUCCAGGCCACUGACAGAGAGGAGAACAAACAGAUUGCCUUGGGAACUUCCAAACUCAACUAUUUAGAUCCUAGGAUCUCAGUUGCUUGGUGUAAGAAGUGGGGUAUCCCAAUUGAGAAAAUCUACAACAAAACCCAGCGAGACAAGUUUGCCUGGGCCAUUGACAUGGCUGACAAAGACUAUGAAUUUUAG